Solea senegalensis (Senegalese sole) is the source of this 2900-nucleotide messenger RNA. RefSeq names its product zona pellucida sperm-binding protein 3-like. Gene Ontology annotation, molecular function: acrosin binding. NCBI's taxonomy places the organism in Eukaryota, Metazoa, Chordata, Actinopteri, Pleuronectiformes, Soleidae. The record is from RefSeq and is a predicted model, not a curated record. Bases 1404 to 2882 code for a protein of 492 amino acids. Gene Ontology annotation, biological process: positive regulation of acrosome reaction; egg coat formation; binding of sperm to zona pellucida. Gene Ontology annotation, cellular component: extracellular matrix. The transcript has 8 exons.
UCUGUGACCCACUCCAGAGCCAGGUCAAGUUUCCGUCUGUUUAAAUGACCUGUAUUUUCAUAUGAAUAGAUAUGAAAUAGAUUUCUUAUAUUGCUGCUUAAAUUCGUUUUAUUCUUUAUUAUUGACAUAUUCUAGGCAGGAAUGCAGUCUGUUCCCCUCAGCUCCGUCGCCAUUGGCCCGCGGCCUGGCGGACACGGUCAGGGCGGCCGGUGUCCAGAGCAGCGUCACCACGACCACCGGAGCAGAACUGCCCUGGCCCAGUGUCACCACGGUCUCCCCACACUGACAGUGACCUCAGUGAGGCCAAUUCCUUUGUUUUAGCCAUAGACUGAACACAUGAUGAACAUUUCAGUAUUUACAUCUGGAUCUGACACACCACAGAGAAGAUGGCACCUUUAGUUUGAACCCAGACUGCUGGAGAAACGAUUGUGGAGGCCUGUGAUUAUAUUAUCACUUGCUUUUUCUAAGGCCACGGAAAUCAUACAAUCAUUCUUAUACAGUGAUUACACAACACAGGACAGUCAAGUUCAUUUUAAUAAUACAAAAUGUAACUUGAAAUUGAAAUUGACGCCAAUAAUUAAAUAGUGGUCGUCAACUUUAGGAAGAGGAGAAAAAGCUUGUCAUGAAUUCAUCGUCCUCCCACACACAACAGAUGCAUAAACACAGAAUCACACAUCCACCAUUAGGGUCUUCAGUUUGAUCAUUGAACAGAAUCAUGUGUGUGUGAGUGAUUUACUGUGAAACUAAGAUGACAAACGUGCUAUUAACUGUAACUUAGCAGUGUGUGUGUGUGUGUGUGUGUGGGGGGAGGGGUCAUGACCCUGAACAAUUCUUAACUCUAAUGAAGGACUGUAUGUCACAGGUGGACAGAGGUGUUUUCUGCACCGCAGUUCAAAAUAAAACAAAUCAUUAGAUUAGACUGAGGGACAUGUGACAUGUCUGUCUAUGUUUUGUUUUUCUUCAUGAUAUGCAGGCCUUUGUUUUUAAUAUAAUAAAUUCAUAUAAAUACCAUCAUUUGCUGACACCAGACACACAGGUACAUACUUGUGUACAUUACUGUCAGUGCUGUUGAAACUCAUAUGUGCCAUUUAUGAAGGAAAAUAUGUCUUUUCAUCAUAUUUGACUCUUGGCUAAUUGUUAUUAUAUCAUCAUUUUUGUGGUGCUGCAUCAUCAUCAUCAUCAUCAUCAAUAAAUGUCUAUAAACGUUUGAACUGUCGACAGUAAAUGAACAGAACACCAGUACACAGCAGCUUAUUCUGAGAACUUAACUUAAGAGUAAAACAGUGGGCGUGUCCCUGUGAUUGUUCGCCAGGUGUUUUUAAUUGGGACUCAGGUGAACAGCACACCAUCAGCGAUAAUAUCUUAGAGUUGAGUUGGAUUAAACAUAUGUAUAUUCAAUUUAAAUGUGUCAUUUGGCUCAGCUUUCGUUAUUUCUUAUGUUACCGUUGUUGUCUCCCGCUGAUGGAGGAGCACCGCGACAUCACACCGAGCAGGUUCUGCCCCCGCCAUACCUCCACCUGCCCGUGUUCGUGGACUCGCGUGUGCCGCUGGUGGAGAGGGAGCGCUUCUCUCCGGCCAGAGGCUCCGGACAGGAACCUCUCCCUGCGGCCGUGCGGGAGAUCCUGAUCCCGACGGAGCGGCCCAGCAGUCCGCUCUUCGUGCGCGGUCCGAAUCCCGUGAGGACUCGGUGCAAGAUGAACAAGAUGCAUGUGCAGGUCGACCGAAGCUUGUUCGGUACCGAUGAACCACGACCGCAGCUCCGGCUGGGCUCGUGUGAAGCCAGUAACCACACGAAGGAUUUCCUUCACUUUGAAUAUGAAUUUGGCACGUGUGGAGCCACGCGCACGAUAAUUGAUAAUCAAGUGGCCUACUCUAACACGCUACGGUAUGAUCCACCAAAAAUCCAAGGACCAAUCAGAAGAGCUGUGCCCUUCUUCCUGUCUGUGGCAUGUUAUUAUAACAGGUACCAGUACUCGUAUAAAAUUGGCUACAAACCAAAGAUGCAGAUGCAUAAGAUCUUCAAAUCAAUGAAGAACAGGGCGAAAUUCACUCUCACCCCACGAAAUGUUAAAUGGGAAAGACUCUUUCCGUCGGAUCAGUUCGUGCUGGGAAAGCCCAUGUACUUUGAGGCCGAGGCGGUCUCCAUUUCUCCAGACAAAAGACUGUAUGUCCACUCGUGUCAUGUGACUCCUGAUAAUUCCCACACCUCCAAGCUUCAGUUUCCCGUGGUGAAGAAUUUUGGGUGUAUGACUGAAAGCAAGGAUAGUCACUCUAGAUUCAUCCCCUACAAAAACAACGUAGUCCGAUUCACUGUGGAUGCCUUCUUGUUUAAGGGAAUGACAGACCAGCAUCUCUACAUGCACUGCAACAUAUCUGUGGGCACGUCUGUGCCCUCGCCAACAACAAAGUCCUGCAACUACGACCCAAAAGCAGGAAGGUGGGUGGAGCUUUAUGGACCCCCCUCAGUCUGUAGCUGCUGUGACUCCAAUUGCAGCUCUGUGGCUUCUACAGCAAAGACCAAAACAAUCACCAGCAAAUUGUGGACAAUAAAGCCUGAAGUGAGAGCCUCCACAAUCCCAAAAAGGACGAUGGUGUCCACCACCUCCACCUCCUCCACCACGACCUCAGCAGCAACAACAACCACAGCUGUACCCCAACCAGGGACAGAGGGAGGGGUGACUGCAGGGGGCACGCAGCUGCAGGCUGGAGUGACAGCAGAGAGCACAGUGAAGGACAUGGACUGGCCCUUCAGAGGUGGAGGAGUGACGUGGGUUGGGUUGGAGGGGGAUCAGAAGCGGGUGAAGGGCUCUGCUGUUGUGGACCAGGAGACGGUCACAGAACCACACAGAAUAUUCGAAGAAACCUUUGAUUUUGACAAAUAAAAGUGACAUGAACAGUAA